AGCUUUUCGUAGAGGGGGAAAAUAUUAGUUGCGGUUUGCUUUUGUCGCCGAACGGUUGUUUUCUGGUUUUUUUUACUUUUUGGAAAAUUUGCGGGAAAUUUUAAUUAAGUGCGAAAAAAAACAUGCCGUUAGUCAGCGGUCAAGGUGUUUUUUUGUUGGCGCUGCUGCUGAUUGCCGCGAUGCUCUCAUUGAUGCCUACGAAGAUCACAGCUGUUUCGAUUGAUGAGCAAUGCAUGCAUGCGGACAGCUGUGAGAGAUGCCUGGGCGCCCACCUGGAUUGUGCCUGGUGUACGGACAAGGCCUAUCAGGUGCGCUGGCGCUGUUUCACUCGCUCCCAACUCCUGAAGUUCAACUGCAGCGAAAAUGAGAUCUACGAGAACCAGCCGGUGGUCGAUCUACUGCAGGAGCGUCCCCUCAAGGACUACCAGACGAGCGAUGAUCAAGCGGUUCAGGUGACGCCGCAGCGGGCAUACCUCAAGCUGGUCAAAGGGAACACGCAAAGCAUCAAGCUGCGGUAUCGAACGGCACGCAACAAUCCACUCGACCUUUAUGUCCUCAUGGACCUGACCUGGACAAUGCGCGACGACAAGGAAACGCUCGAGGAACUGGGCACACAACUAACCCAGACACUGCGCAAUCUCACGGAAAACUAUCGUUUGGGGUUCGGCUCGUUCGCGGACAAGCCCACGAUGCCGAUGGUACUGCCUCAAUUCAAGGAGAAUCCCUGCGCCCUCGUGGGGGCCGUCUGCGAGCCAACCUACGGGUAUCGGCAUCAGCUCUCGCUAACCGAAGAUAUUCGAGCAUUUACAGCCGCAGUGGCGGGCAGCAAGAUCACCGGGAAUCUGGAUAAUCUGGAGGGCGGACUGGAUGCUCUGAUGCAGGUGAUCGUCUGCCCCAAGGAGAUCGGUUGGCAGCAGCAGGCCCGCAAAGUGGUGAUCCUGGUCACCGAUGGGUUUAUGCACUUGGCCGGCGAUGGUCUCCUGGCUGGCAUCGUUGAGCGGAAUGAUCGUCAGUGUCAUCUGAAUAGAGCGGGCGAGUAUACGGGUUCCUUGGAGUACGAUUAUCCCUCAUUGGAGGAGAUCUAUAGAGAGCUUCUGAGGCGCAAGAUCAAUGUGAUCUUUGCCGUGACAAAGGAGGUGGUCAGCACCUACCGGGAAUUGAGUGCCCUGAUGAAGGAGAUCAGCUAUGUCGAUAUACUCAGUGCGGAUUCAUCGAAUAUAUUGGAACUGAUUAAGAAAAGCUACGAGAGCCUGAUCAAGCGCACUCAAUUCGAUGACAACAGUCCGGACUUUAUCCACUUGGAGUACUAUACGGAUUGUGCCGGACAGUUCCCGACGCUAAGGAAGCGGAAUUACUGCAACAAUCUGAGCCUGGGCAAGGAGAUCGAAUUCUAUGUGAAUGUCACACUCAAGGAGUAUCCCCCGAAUGGGGUUCUUACGCAUAAAAUCCGAGUAGAGGAGACCUCUCUUAAUGAGUACAUGGAACUGGACGUGGAGCUGCAGCGUCCGUGUCCGUGCCAGGAGGAGCCCGAGCCCCAGAACGAGGAAGGACGCUUUCAGUGCUUGGAUCAAGGCUACCUGUACUGCGGCAUGUGCGUCUGCGACGAGGGCUGGACGGGUACCUAUUGCAUGUGCCCCACCGACCACACGAAUAUCACCACCAACGAGGCAUUGCUGCUGCAGUGCCGUGAACCCAACCCAGACGAUGGUGGCCGGUCCGCACAGGUGUGCUCCAAUCGUGGCGAGUGCGAUUGUGGCAGCUGCAACUGUGAUCCUGGCUAUACGGGAGACUACUGCGAGUGUCGGGAGUGCCAGGACUGCGAUGAGGAUCGGGCCGAUUGCUACUGUGGCAAGUGCGUCUGCAAGUACGGAUGGUCGGGCAAUCGGUGCAAUUGCAAGGAGGAUACCGACGCCUGUCUGGGACCCACGGGCGAGCUGUGCUCCCAGCGCGGAACCUGCGACUGCGGCGAGUGCAGCUGCGAUGACCCCUUCCUGGGGAAGUUCUGCGAGAUCGAUCCCGAGAAGGACAACAAACUGUGCCAGUUCUACGAGCCGUGUGUCACCUGCCUGAUCGAGCAGCGGCAGGGCAUGGGGGCGUGCGACAAUCUGAGUGAGAUCUGCACGAGCCUCGACAGCCAGGAGCGCUUCACCUACUCCUUUGUGGCCGAACUGGAGGCGGAUGUCCGCUGUCUGGUGCGGAUCGUCAAUAAGCAUGGCAUCCAGUGUGACAGCUACUUUGGCUAUCAGGUGAUCGAUCACGCCAACUAUCUUUCGAUCCAGGCCACGGACUGCGAACCCCUCGACUAUGUGGCUCUGUUCGGGUUCAUUUCGGGGUUCACGCUGCUGAUCGGCCUGCUGUUGAUAUUCCUUUUCAUUUGGUGCAUCCGAAGGAAGGAUGCCCGCGAGUAUGCCCGCUUCGAGGAGGAGUGGGCCAAGCGUGUCAGCCAGGAGAAUCCCCUUUACCGCGAUCCCGUGGGUCGCUAUGUAGUACCGAAGGCAUUGAGUACCAAGUUUGAUGAGAAUCCAUUUGCCAGUUGAUCGAUCAUCGAUUGAUGUCUUUAGUUAAGGGUUUAUUUUAAAGGCCUCUUUUGGCUCAGAGGAUCAUAUGUGAAGUGCAAAGCCUCGUUCUAAAGAGUCAGAGGUUCUUAAGUAUAGAUAGAUCAUAGGUUUUUAUAGCUUUAUAUAUUUCUAAGUACCAUUCGUUGUGUUCAAGGAUCAUUCGCAUAUAGCACUCUACAACUAGUACACAAAAACCUUUCGUAUCCAUAGGCCCUUCUCAUGGUUUGACCCCAACUUUUAAACAGAUAAUUAUCUGCACCGUUGUCAUCUAUUUAUAGACAUAAACGAUACCUUAAACAACGGCCAA
Messenger RNA from Drosophila pseudoobscura, 2865 nucleotides. It is a transcript of the gene Itgbn, whose product is annotated as Integrin betanu subunit. The record is from RefSeq and is a predicted model, not a curated record. Gene Ontology annotation, cellular component: cell surface; focal adhesion; integrin complex. NCBI's taxonomy places the organism in Eukaryota, Metazoa, Arthropoda, Insecta, Diptera, Drosophilidae. The transcript is spliced from 6 exons. The coding region runs from base 123 to 2537 and encodes 804 amino acids. Gene Ontology annotation, molecular function: integrin binding. Gene Ontology annotation, biological process: cell-matrix adhesion; integrin-mediated signaling pathway; cell adhesion mediated by integrin.